GACCUUCUCUCUUGUAGCAGACGACGUUUGAACUGUUGCAGACAACGUGAAACAAUAACAAAUACGAUUUGUUUGAAAGUGCUCGUACUCUAGUGAGGUUGUCAUGUCUGUUGCUCAAAAAUUUAGGACUUCAUUUAACAAUAAAUAUGCUAAUAAUAUAUUGCAAUGGUUUCCGGGUCAUAUGGGGAAAGGUUUAAAACAAAUGCAACAGCAGCUCAAAAAUGUUGACUGUAUCGUUGAAGUUCAUGAUGCUCGAAUACCCAUGUCUGGGAGGAAUGAGCUUUUCAGGAGUACAUUGUUAGGGGUUCGUCCUCAUCUUUUGGUGUUGAACAAAUGUGAUCUAAUUGAAAAAGAUAUGCAGCCAGUCAUUUUGAAAGCUUUGACUGAUAACGGCGUCACUUCAGAUGUAUUGUUUACUGACUGUAGGACACCACAAGGCUCUGGUGUAGUGGAUGUUGUUCCUGCCAUUAUUAACAAAGUAACGGACAUCUACCGUUAUAACAGAGAAAGUGAAAAAUCCUUCAACUUGCUUGUAAUAGGAGUACCAAAUGUAGGCAAGUCGUCUCUAAUUAACGUCCUCAGAAAUUAUCACACUAAGAAGAAGAAAGCAACUCGAGUUGGAGCCGUGGCUGGCAUUACACGUUCUCUUUUAACCAAAAUUCAUGUAUGCUAUGACCCACCAAUGUACCUCUUAGACUCCCCUGGUAUAUUAGAGCCGCAAGUAAGAAACAUCGAAGCCGGUUUCCGUCUAGCCUUGUGUGCAAGUAUGCAAGAUCACCUUGUUGGUGUUAUUAAUAUCGCUGACUACCUCCUGUAUUGGCUGAAUAAACACGGGCAUUUUAGUUAUGUUGAAAAAAUGGGCCUACCUGGACCAUCUGAUGAUAUUAUUGAGUUGUUAACGUUAUCUGCUCUGAAGCUGCAAAAGUUUAUCAAGUACAAAGAUAUGUCCAAAGGAGGUUUAGUUGUACAAAGACCAAAUAUUGAAGCUGCUGCUGUAAAAAUGCUGAAGAUGUUUCGUCAAGGAGAGCUGGGUCUCUUUGUGCUAGACACGGACUUCCUCCCAUCUGCUCAUAACAAGCCACUGUGAUUUUCUUAAAUAAUUAAUAGUUCCUCCCUACAAAUGUAUGAAAUAAAUUGAGUCAAGUGGGGUGAAUGAA
Messenger RNA from Frankliniella occidentalis (western flower thrips), 1157 nucleotides. Its product is annotated as mitochondrial GTPase 1. NCBI's taxonomy places the organism in Eukaryota, Metazoa, Arthropoda, Insecta, Thysanoptera, Thripidae. The transcript has 8 exons. Gene Ontology annotation, molecular function: GTP binding; GTPase activity. The record is from RefSeq and is a predicted model, not a curated record. Bases 104 to 1087 code for a protein of 327 amino acids. Gene Ontology annotation, cellular component: mitochondrion.